UGGGACAGCAAAGGCCAGUUGAAGUUGAGGUUGUUCGUUUGGCAAAAUGCGUCUGUUCGUUGCUCUGCUUUGUGUCAGUUUGGUGGCAGUGUCCUCCGGCCAGUUGUCCCGGCGCGGAAGAUUGGGUCGCUCCGCUCAGAUAAAACUGGCGGUGGAGCCACCAACUCUGCUGGUGAAGAAUGCCGGAAUCGUGCCAUCCGUGCUGGUGAAGAAUGCCGGAAUUGUUCCCGCUGUCGAUGUGGCCGCUGAUGUAGAAUCGCCCAGCAUCCUGCCGCAAGUGUCCACUUUGCCCUAUUAUCCCCGCUACUGGCCCGACUAUGGAGCAUCCACUGGCGGCUGGUAUCCCCGAGGCUGGAACAGUCCCCGCUACUGGAACAACAACAACUUCUACGGCUACGGAGCACCCUUUCUGCCCAGACGUCGUUUCGUCAAGCCCGUUGUUACACCUGUUGUGACACCCGUUGUGACACCCGUUGUGACACCCGUUGAAGAUCCCGCAGCCUCGUCCUCCUCCUCCUCCUCCUCCACCACCACAACCACCACCACUGUCUCCGGUGACAAUUCUGAGGACUCUUCAUCCACUGUGGAUGCCGCCGUUGACCCCGAAGUGGUUGCCGAUCCCGUCGAGCCCGUGUUCACCACCCAGGUGAUCUAAGGAGCAAAUGGGAUCAAGUUAAAAUAAAGUUAUGUACAUAUUG
Messenger RNA from Drosophila elegans, 698 nucleotides. RefSeq lists its product as uncharacterized. The record is from RefSeq and is a predicted model, not a curated record. Lineage: Eukaryota; Metazoa; Arthropoda; Insecta; Diptera; Drosophilidae. The transcript has a single exon. Bases 47 to 655 code for a protein of 202 amino acids.